This is a messenger RNA of Danio aesculapii, 5532 nucleotides long. It is a transcript of the gene ptk7a, whose product is annotated as protein tyrosine kinase 7a. The coding region runs from base 309 to 3494 and encodes 1061 amino acids. Gene Ontology annotation, cellular component: neuronal cell body; plasma membrane; axon. Gene Ontology annotation, molecular function: ATP binding; protein kinase activity; axon guidance receptor activity. Gene Ontology annotation, biological process: synapse organization; homophilic cell-cell adhesion; protein phosphorylation. NCBI's taxonomy places the organism in Eukaryota, Metazoa, Chordata, Actinopteri, Cypriniformes, Danionidae. The record is from RefSeq and is a predicted model, not a curated record. The transcript is spliced from 20 exons.
CAUCCAUCCACUCCCACUGGAGCAGAAACACGACUCCUGCCCGCACUCAAACCCCCAGCACUGGCUCUAACACACGGCUGGAGGGGCUCUUUGUCUCCAUUUCGAGUUUUUUUCCUGGUGGAUUCAGCAUGGAGAGCAGCUUGACACAUCCAGAAAAACCGACGAGCACGCGCUCCUGAAACUCGCGGGGACGAGCAGCUACAAACUGGAUUUUAGCGUUCAAACAACAGCCCAGAAAUUGCAGUAUUUGUACAUACGCGAACUUUUAAGCCUUUAAUUUAUUUAAAUCGCGUCCAUCAACUUUAAACAUGGGUUUAUGGACGAGAAGACACGGACGCAAACUUGCAAACGCGGAGAAUGUUUUGCUAGCGCUCACUUUGAUCGGCGAAGUGAUUAUGGCACAGGCUGCCUCUUUCUACUUCACCAACAAGCCAAAACCCCAGGACGCUCUGCACGGGCGCAGUGCCAUGCUGCGGUGUGAAGUAAACGACCCUCAGGGUGUUUCCUACGCCUGGAUCCACAACGGAGAGGCGGUCACAAACUCAGAACGACGCUUUCUGGAUGGAGGAAACCUGAAGUUCACUGCCAUCGACCGGACGCUGGACUCUGGAAACUUCCAGUGCAUCGCCUCUAAAAACAGCACUGGAGAGGAGGAGCGCACGACCGAGACCUCCUUCAACAUCAAGUGGUUGGAAAGUGGUGCGGUGAGUCUGAAGAGUCCAGAGUCAGUGGCAGAGAUUCAGAGCUCCUCACAAGUGAUACUGCGCUGCAACAUAGACGGACACCCACGGCCGACCAAUCGCUGGUUUAAAGACGGGACACAAAUAACAGAGAAGAACUACAAAAUCAACAACAAAGAGCGAAGCCUUACGCUGCCGAACGCCAGUCCGGAUGAUAACGGCCUUUACUACUGCUGUGCUAAAAACGCAGCAGGACAAGUGUGCAGCAACGACAACUUCACACUCAACAUUAUAGAUAAGAGUUUCCCUCAGCCGCUGGUGAAACCUGAAGAUCUGGUGGUGAUGAAGAAUGAAGAAGCUCUUUUCCACUGUCAGUUCACAGCCGAGCCGAUUCCCGCUGUUGAGUGGUACCAUGAGAAUGAGCUGGUGGCAAACAAGAGCCGGGUGUUUAUCCUGAGCAAUGGCUCUCUGUUGAUCACUCAGGUGAAGCAGAGAAACACAGGCCUGUAUAAAUGUGUGGCUCAGGGGCCCCGGGGCCCACCUGUCUCCCUCGAGGCCUCGCUGCGGAUCGCAGAAAUCGAGGACAUGAUGGCGAAGCAGUCUCGUGUGUUCAGUGCUGAUUCUCUAGAGCGGGUCACCUGUCGACCUCCCUAUGGACACCCGCAGCCCGAGGUGUGGUGGGAGCGCGCGGGACAGAGGGUCCCAGACCAGGGCAGAGUUUAUCAGGAUGGACACGACCUGAUCUUCAGUCCCACGCGUGGAGAAGACUCUGGCAUCUAUACAUGCUUUGCUCAAAACAAGGCUGGACAGAAGAAACAAGAGCUGACCGUCACUGUGGCCACCAAGCCGGAGUGGGUCCAGAAGCCAGUGGACAGUCAGCUGGAGGAAGGUCGCGCUGGGUUCCUGCACUGCCACACGCGAGCCAACCCCGAACCACAGGUCACAUGGUACCGCAACUUGCAGCCAAUCAGCGCAGAGGACGUCCGCUUCAAGCUCUUCUCCAAUGGGACUCUUCGUAUAAAUAACGUGGAGGUGUAUGACGGCCACAUGUACAGCUGCGAGAGCAGAACGGAGGCAGGAAGAGUGAAUGCCCAGGCGAGGGUUUUUGUGCUUGAGCGUCUGAAGUUCACGCCAACACCGCAGGCCUACCAGUGCCUGGAGCUCAAUAAAGAGGGAUUUCUGCAGUGUUCAGCAAAGGGCCGACAGACUCCCACCAUCCGCUGGAUCAGGACAGAUGGCAGUGAUAUGGCAGUGUGGGUGGAGCAGCAGAGAGGAUCACUGCACUUCACCACAGUUACCCGAGCAGAUGCUGGAAACUACACCUGCCUCGCCACCAAUGACCAGCAGGGGGAGAUCCGAGCCGUCGUGCAGCUCACUGUCGCAGUGUAUGUGGUGUUCAAGCUGAAGCCGGAGAAUACUACGGUAUAUCAGGGACACACCGCGGUACUUCACUGUCAGGCCACUGGAGAUCCUCCACCCUUCAUCCAGUGGAAGAAAAAGGACAAGUUCUUGGAGGCGGGCAAGAGCAGGUUCCAGAAGAUGGCCAACGGCUCUCUGGUUAUUCAUGACGUGAGCACGGAGGACACCGGCAGCUACACGUGCAUCGCGGGAAACAGCUGCAACAUCGCGCACACUUCUGCGGAGCUCUACGUCGUGGAAAAACCAGUGCAGCACUCUUUAUCAGACGAUGAAAAGACCCCUUAUAAAAUGAUCCAGACCAUCGGCCUGUCGGUGGGAGCGGCCGUCGCUUACAUCAUCAUCGUUCUGGGCCUCAUGUUUUACUGCAAGCAGAGACGCAACGCCAAGAGGCUCCAGAAGGGGCAGGACGGAGACGAGCGAGAGGUGGAGUGCCUCAACGGGGAAGUUCAACAAAAUGGCCACACCACUGCAGAGAUCCAGGAGGAGGUUGCCCUUACCAACAUGGCUGCCGCGGGGAACAACAAACGCCACAGCAGUCACGAAUCCAAGCUCCAAUUCCCUCGAAGCAACCUGCACACCAUCACCACACUAGGUAAAGGAGAGUUUGGAGAAGUGCUGCUGGCCAAAGCGAAGGCCGCUGAGGAUGAGGAGGAGAUGGUGGUGCUGGUCAAGAGUCUGCAGACGCGCGAUGAACAGAUGCAGAUGGACUUCCGGCGAGAAUGCGACAUGUUUGCCAAACUCAGCCACAGUAACGUCGCUCGUCUGCUGGGAAUCUGCAGAGAAGUGGAGCCGCACUACAUGAUCAUGGAGUACACCGACAUGGGUGAUCUGAAGCAGUAUCUGAGAGUCUCCAAGAGCAAAGAUGAGAAAGUCAAAGUCCAGCCGCUCAGCACCAAACAGAAGGUGUCCGUGUGUCUGCAAGUUGCUCGAGCGAUGGAGCAUCUCUCCAACCAGCGAUUCGUCCACAAAGACCUGGCUGCCCGCAACUGCCUCAUCUCCUCCAAACGACAGAUCAAAGUGUCUUCUCUGGGCCUCAGCAAAGACGUCUACAGCAGCGAGUAUUACCAUUACCGGCAGUCCUACAUCCCUCUGCGCUGGCUGCCGUCUGAAGCCGUCUUCGAGGACGAUUUCUCCACCAAGACAGAUGUGUGGUCAUUCGCUGUGCUCAUGUGGGAGGUCUUCAGUUUCGGGGAAAUGCCCUACGCUGACCUUACUGACGAUAAAGUGCUGGAAGCUCUGCAGGAUGGGAAGCUGAAGCUGUGUCCUCCACAGGGCUGUCCGUCUCGAGUCUUCAAGCUGAUGGUUCGCUGCUGGGCCGCCAGUCCUAAAGACCGACUGUCCUUCAGCGAAAUCUGCAGCGCUCUCAGCGAUCUGCCCUCCGAGAGCAAAGUCUGACACACUCACAGCAUCCGCAAGCCAUCAUUUCAGGAGAAAACGCCACCCUAAACCUUCAGAUUCCAGAAAGAAUGCAAAAAAUGACUUGAUUUGAUUAUUUUAUGACCAUAUCCUCCUUUUAUAGUACGUAUCGGUUCCUCAAACAUUCGGUUCUUGAACAAAAAAGCAGCCCUACACUGCAAACAAAUGCUUUUCUGACCUAGUUAUCUUGUUUCUAGUCCAAGUAUCUUAACUUUUUUAAAUCAAGAAGCAUUUUUAGACAAGCAGAAAAUAUUAGUUUUGUUUAUUCUGAAAUGAGUCAAAAUGAAGUGAGUCUUUAGGUUAAAACAAGCUAAAUAAUCUGCCAAUGAGGGAAGACAGAUAAUAUUAUUCCAAAACAAGAGUGAGAUUAUUCUGCUUCCCUCACUGGCAGGUUAUUAAGCUUGUUUUAAUGAAACAUUUGGAUUCGUUCUGAAAACAAGACUAUAUUUCUGGCUUAUAUAGAAAAGGCUUCUUGAUUUAAGAAUUUUGGGAUAUUUGGACUAGAUACAGGACUAAAACUCUAAGUCCGAAAAGCAUCAUUUGCUGUGUAUCAUGUCUGGAGGAAGAAAUGUGGUGACCUAAAGUGCGUUUGUAAUAAUCAAACUGUGCACUGACAAGUUUUAUAUAGUAGAAGGAUUGUCUCGGGAGCCUCUUAAUUUAUUUAAAAGGUCCUGUUUGUUCAAUGUACAGAAAGGUACUGUUUAUAUGACUUUUGUAUGAUGUUUAUGCCUUUUUAUAUAUAUAUAAUUCAGAAGUACUCAUAGAAACGGCUAUUGAGAAAGCGUUAAAGGAACACUAGACUUUUCUGUUGGGAAAUAGCUUUAUUUUACAACUAAUCUAGAGUUAAAUAGGGGAGUUUUAUCUUUUCUAAAUCCAUUCCACCAAUCUCCACUUUUAGCUUAGCUUAGCAUAAAUCAUUGAAUCGGAUUAGACCGUUAGCAUCUCACUCAAAUAAGCCAGAGUUUUAUUAUUUAUUUAUUCUUUUUACUAUUUAAAGCUUGAUUCUUCUGUAGUUACAUCAUGUACUAAGACUGACAGAGAAUAAAAGUGGAUAUUUUCUAGGCUGAAUAUGGCUAGCAACUAUAUUCCCAUUCUGGCGUAAUAAUCAAGUAACUUAGCUGCGGUAGCAUAACUUAAGCAGCAUGAAAUUAGAAAAUAACUUCUGUAAAUGUAAAUCAAUGUGCCUUGCAGUCAUGGAGACAUUUCUGAGAGAAAAGUCAAGCUUUAAAUAGGAAGAUUUUAAAAACUCUGGUAAUUUUUUUACGAAAUGCUAAUGGUCUAAUCCAAUUCAAUAAUCUAUGCUAAGCUAAGCUAAAAGUGCUCCUGCCAGACCUGGAGAUCGGCUGAAUCAAUUAAAUAAAUGGUGAAACUCAUGUGUAUAACUCUAGAAGAGCUCUUUGGUCAUUUUUAAGCAAGAUGCUAACGGUCUAAUCCUUUUCAAUGAUCUAUGCUAAGCUAAGCUAAAAGUGCUCCUGCAAAACCUGGAGAUUGGUUAAAUCGAUUUAAAAAAUGGUGAAACUCACGUGUAUAACUGAGAGCUCUUUGGUUAUUUUUGAGUGAGAUGCUAAUGGUCUAAUCCGAUUCAAUGAAUGAUGCUAAGCUAAAAGGGCUCCUGCCAGACCCAAAGAUCGGUUGAAUGGGUUAAAAAAUUGUGAAAAUUCUACUAUUAAACUCUAGGUUAAUUGCAAAAUAAGCUAUUUUUGGAAAAGGUGGAUUGUUUCUUUAAUAAUUGAUGUUGACAAUGAGUGAAAAAUUCAAGUGCCUGUAAAAUGAAGGAUGUCUUGAUUUCAGUAUGCUGUUUGUUACGACUUGGAAAUUCCUUGAAUGUUUGUUGUUUUUUUUAUACAUUUAUAGUGUUUUUAUUACUUAGAAUUCAGUGUUUUAUCCUGUAAUUGCUACUCAAAUGUUACAUAUCGGUUUCUAUAAAAUUCCAGAGGUCUUCUUGACGCGGAGUAAAAAUAGUGAACAAAAGCUUCUGUCGCAUACUCUGCUUUUGCAAUAAAAAAAUUUAACAGAG